This is a messenger RNA of Aspergillus pseudoviridinutans, 1266 nucleotides long. RefSeq lists its product as uncharacterized. NCBI's taxonomy places the organism in Eukaryota, Fungi, Ascomycota, Eurotiomycetes, Eurotiales, Aspergillaceae. Gene Ontology annotation, biological process: late endosome to vacuole transport via multivesicular body sorting pathway. The transcript has 4 exons. The record is from RefSeq and is a predicted model, not a curated record. Bases 1 to 1266 code for a protein of 421 amino acids. Gene Ontology annotation, cellular component: multivesicular body.
AUGACGAGCAAUAUUCCUGCUAGUCUCAAGUCUGCGGACAUUGGGCGUUUCGCGGUGAGAGCGGCCCAAAUUGAGCGGGUGAAGCCCGUCGUUGCCUACUGGUGUAACUACUGGAUAGCCAACCAAAUAAUCGAGAGAGGAUUACACAAAUCGGACCAUGAAGUCGAACAAUACGCGAUGGAUCUGAUGGAGAAGCUGGAACGAUUCAGAAAUGAGAACUCGGAUAAUGAUACAGUGAUCGAUGCAGUCGCGGCGAAUGCCUACGUGGAGCAGUUCGGCUUGGAGGUCUUUAACCGGGCGGAUACGACUAUGAAGGCCAACAAAGUGACCAAGCAAACGGCAGACACGUUCCAGGCUGCCGCUACGUUUCUUGAAUUAUGUCAAAUUUGGAAUCCCCUCGAACCCGAAAUUGCUGCGAAAAUCAAGUUUGCCAAGUAUCAUGCGCUGAGAAUUGUGAAGGCGAUCAAGGCCGGAGAGGAUCCUAACGCAACAAACCCGGUCACCAAGGAAGGCGACCAGGCAGAAGGGCUGACAGUAACCGAGGAUGAUCUUGAGGCACAGGCUGCCGCAGAUCUUGCCUCGCAGGGGCAGCAACCAACUGUGGAGGAGGUCCCUGAUGAAUCUGAGCGUGCCGAAAGAGCUAUGGCACAGCAGUCAUCAAUGGACGAAUCGUUGCACCCGUCGAGAUCUUCAUCAGCUACUCGGCCGCAGCGUACAGGGGAUGCGUUUACCAUACCCGAUGUUCCAACAAGCGCUCCACGGACACAGACUCCAGAAACAGGUCCUGCUGCGGAGCAAGGCUCGACCUUAGAUCUUCCUUCAGCCCCAGCGACUAUUGGCCCUUCUUCGUCAAUCCCGAAUCUCCCAGACACACCUGCGAGCCUGGGCGCUCAUCACCCCGGUGAUCCCAACUCGUUCCAUUCCUUCCCUCCUCCUUCCAACCUUCCUUCAAGUCCUCCAGCUACAUUCAACCAACCCAGCUAUUUCUAUAAUCAACCCAAUCCAAGCGCGUGGGCUCCUUCACCACCUGUACAACCCCAUACAGCACCGGUACCAGUAGUCUCGCGCCCGGUUCAGCAACCAGCACCAGCGGCUGUACCCACAGUCUCGGCCUCAAGUCAAAGCAAUUCACAGGGGAUCGAUGACCAAGCCAUUGCUCUAGCCCAAAAGCAUGCCCGUUGGGCUGUGUCCGCACUGACAUUUGAUGACGUUGAUACGGCGAUCAAAGAACUUAGAAACUCUCUGAAAUAUCUGGGGGCAGAGUAA